Messenger RNA from Zasmidium cellare ATCC 36951, 978 nucleotides. RefSeq lists its product as uncharacterized. The coding region runs from base 1 to 978 and encodes 325 amino acids. Lineage: Eukaryota; Fungi; Ascomycota; Dothideomycetes; Mycosphaerellales; Mycosphaerellaceae. The record is from RefSeq and is a predicted model, not a curated record. The transcript is spliced from 3 exons.
AUGUCUUGCCAAUCCGAAAAAGAAAAUGCUACCUUCGUUGUCACUAUCGACCAGCGCGGCGAUUUAACCCUUCGAAUCGGCUCAUCAAAUCCCGACACCGUGAAGAAGAACUUCCUCGUCUGCUCAAGGACCCUCUCACGAAUAUCCCCACCUGCAUCCUUCGAACUGUUCCUCUACAUCGCUCAUGGCUACACGCAAAAGGUUCCCAACGAGCUGUCAAUCGACAAUUUAUUCAAUCUCACCAAGCUCACCCACUACUACGACGCCACCUUGCUCCUCAAACCAUGGAUCUCCCAGUGGAUAGCGUCGCUUCGCGAACCCAAGGCAGACGACGAGAUGCACAUGUUCAAGAUGCUGUGGAUCGAUCUCGAGCUUGGCCAGAGACGAUCCUUUGGACUGACUGCGAGGAGAAUCGUCAUGGAGUCCUCUGGUCUUUACACGACUGAGGAUGUCAUGAGUGAGCUCGAAGUUUUUCCGGAUCUGAUUGGUAUGUACUUUCCAUCCAGCAACUGCCAGUUUCAUUACGUUAACAUCGUUCUUGCAGACCGAAUUCAGAGAAUCCGCGAACAGACCAUCUUCGCCAUGCUCGACCUCAUCCGCAAUCUCACCGAAAUCCUCACGACCGUUGACGAAAAGCCGCGCUGGUGCAAGCACGCCUCAUACAUGGGACCACAUCGCUGCGAAUCCAUGAUCCUCGGCUCGAUAGUCUUCUGCAUGACAAGAGCUGGUCUGUGGCCGAUCCCAGAUGUCGAGAACGUGCAGGAUAGUGUCGUCGGUCUAUACCGAACUCUGAUGAACCUCGUGAUCCACGACAUCGGACAGCCCGAGAGGAAAGGCGACGAUCAUCAUGCUUGCAAUCCGAAGCAGUUCCUGACCGAAAGGUUGCAACGCAUCCUGGCUGAAAUGGCUGAUCCCGUGCUCGAAUCGCAUCGAAAGCAACUGGACACGCAGGCGAGGAAGUUGGGAUCGAGCAGUUGA